GAACCUUGACGAUUUCAAGAGCCCAAAGCCCUGACUUGCGAGCUACGCAACGGAUCCUAACCUUCCUUUCAAGUUUCCAACUAGUAUAUAAAUCCAUGUAUCCGAGUCCUGAUUAGCUUCGAAUUCCUCCAGCUAAACUUGCCAAGACUUGUUAGAAGGGCCUCGACAAUGUCCAACGUCCCUACGGCUAUCUGCGAGCUCUCUCUCACCCUCUUCCGCCUUGCUAUCUUCAGCUCCGAUCCUUGGCCUUUCUCUCUCUAAGCCUCAAGCUUUUUCUCUCCCAACUUCGCGGAAAUAAUUUCUUCUUGGCCUUCUUUCUUUCCUUCUUGGUUCUUUUUAUUCUUUUCUUUUCUUCUUGGCUUUUUCUUUGUUUUCCCCUCCAAGGAUGAGAGGUGAAGAGAAGUAUCAUCAUCAUCGUUUGCUAAGGUUUCACCACCACGCGCCGCACCUGGGCCACAAGCAUGGACAUGAGAAGGGAAAGAGUCCGGCGACGGCGAUGCCGCCGAAAGGGUGGGUGGGGAUAAGGGUGGGGCAAGAAGGGGAGGAGCGGCAGCGGUUCGAGGUGCCGGUGGAGUAUCUGAAGCACCCGCUCUUCGUGGGGUUGCUGCACCAGGCGGAGGAGGAGUUCGGAUUUGAGCAGAGUGGAGUCAUCACCAUUCCCUGCGGCGUUGAUCACUUCCAUCACGUCCAGGACAUCAUCGACCGUGACGCCGCCGCCGCCGCCGCCGCCGCUCACCACCACGGCCACCUCCCUCACCUUGCGGGCUGUUUUAGGGCUUGAAGAUUUUUUUGUUUUUUUCUUCUUUUUUUUUUUUUCCAAAAAAGACAGUUCUUGGAAGUUGGGAAGUGAAAGAAGAUUGACGAUGCUGUUAAACUUGUAAAAAAAAUCUUUACAUUCUUCUUUACUAUUGUUUUUAAUAUUAGUGUUUUUUCCAAGACAUCAUGAUCUGUUACCGCUUGAGAGCAAAACUUGUCCUGUACGUCUUGUUGGUUUGUCAAGUAAUUCAACACUUCGGUAUGUUAAAAUAA
Phoenix dactylifera (date palm) is the source of this 1029-nucleotide messenger RNA. NCBI's taxonomy places the organism in Eukaryota, Viridiplantae, Streptophyta, Magnoliopsida, Arecales, Arecaceae. The record is from RefSeq and is a predicted model, not a curated record.